AUGGAGCUGCACUUGCGGAUUCCGCCAGAGAGGUGGUGCAUCACCAUCGCGGAGUUCUAUGCUUUUGUUCGGGAGGUGCGACGUGUCUGGGCGGCCGGGCAGGUGCCUGAAGGCGAGCCAGGAAGCAACCCGCAACACGGAGACCCACAGCAUGGCCCAAACCUCUACCAGGUGAACGAGCACUAUGUGAAGCCACUCACCCGGGCUGCGGGCAACAUGAGCUACGCCCUGAUGAAGCAUCCAGAAGGACUUCUUUGCCAGGUGUUCAUCUCCCAUGCAUGGGCAGAGGGCCUUUUCGAGCUGUCCGACCUCGUGUAUCGGGGCUGGCCUCGUCUACAGCGGCUGAACCACUUGUACUGCUGCCUACUUGCAAACCCUCAGAACUUGGACAUCGGAGCAUUGCUGGAUGUGCCCCCAGAGGAGAGCCCCUUCGCAAAGGCAAUGCAGGCUGCUUCGCACGUCCUGGUGAUACCAAAUGAUACCGUGAGCAUCUACACUCGGCUAUGGUGCGUCUUCGAGGCCUAUUUGGGCACCCGCUGGCACAAGACCUGCAUCAUGCCAGCCCGUCCCCGUCGGUCGGUUCAGUGCUCUGUGGCGAUGCGGACCCUCCUCGUGCCUUGCGUCGUGGGCUUGUUGGUAGGGGGCGUGUGGAUGCUGAGCUGCUCCCGAAGCUGCAUGCACUGUUUCGUGAACCCAGUCCUUGUUGCCUGCGUGAUGCUGACGCUGGUCUGCUUCUUGAGCUCCCUGGCCAUGGAGUGCUGGUCCAGGCCUGUGCGCAUGUGGGUCAAGUGCAUCGUCAUCCGCUCUGUGCACAUUCUGGUAACUUGCGCUUGUGCAGCGGUCGUGGUGCCUUAUUCCGCAAUGACCCGGUGGGGCGACAAAUUGUGGAGCCACCUUUUCCAGCGCUUGAUCCCCGUUGCCUUGUGCCUUUUCAACAUGAGUCGCACAGCUCAGCUCAACCAACACCACCUGGAGGACGCGGAACUGAACAAGCAAGCCAGCUUCCUGGCGAUUCAGACGCUGGAGGAUGCCACCUGCUCCGACCCUCACGAUGAAGAGAAAAUCCGGCAGGCCAUACAAGGCUUCGAGGCCGAGGUCGACGUGACCAUUCGCGUGUUGAUGCGGAGUGGUGCCUACAACGACGCCCUUCGCGCCGCCUACGAGAACGGCGAGGACAUCAGUGGCUCCGGGAACAGCGAUUGCAUUGUAAAGACGGGCCUGGUGACCCUGAUCUGGUUGCUCUCCACGCUGGACUCCGCUGGCUUCCUUGAAUCCUACGUCAAGUGCCGUGACGGUGCCUUCCACAAGGGCUUCGAUGGACUGUUUGUGCUGGGCCUGGCAGUGGCAGUGCAAGCAAGUGCGCUCUUCCUGUUCCCCAUCACUGCCUGGCAUCUGCAGCUGAGCGGCCUGGAACGUGUGUCUUUUGCCGUCAAAGUGUGGGCCUUGUCGACGCUGAUUGGGCACGGCUUGCCACUGCUGCUGGAGAUCCAGCUCCGGCUCCUUGUCUUCCACACCUGCGGCGGCGCAAAAGGCACGGUGGUCGAUCCCCUGCCGGACCGAUGUGACUCAUGGGACCGAUGGCUGAUUGUAGCCUUCUUGCGGCCGCUUUCGGCAGUGGUGGCGUUGACUUGUGCGACUGUGGGGCCCUGCUAUCGCCGUUGUGGUUACCGAGGUGAACUUUCGACUGAGCCGGAGCCAUCAGACACCGAGUCUGCGGAGAGUUCCGAAGACAGCCAGUAG
Molecule: messenger RNA, 1740 nt
Organism: Symbiodinium natans
Lineage: Eukaryota; Dinophyceae; Suessiales; Symbiodiniaceae
Source: the annotation of a GenBank genome assembly